This is a messenger RNA of Temnothorax curvispinosus, 906 nucleotides long. RefSeq lists its product as uncharacterized. The transcript is spliced from 3 exons. Bases 1 to 906 code for a protein of 301 amino acids. NCBI's taxonomy places the organism in Eukaryota, Metazoa, Arthropoda, Insecta, Hymenoptera, Formicidae. The record is from RefSeq and is a predicted model, not a curated record.
AUGUUUGCACCAACGUUUGUCGACCUGCAAGGUUUCGUCGUCGGGAUGAAGUUUGUCGUGAAGGAGGUGGCGGUGCUGAGAAACGGGGCCGUUCUGGCGCAUUACAUCUUUACAUGCCCCAUGCCGUGGAAUCUCCUCACAAAAUCCGACAAAUCGUGCGCUUCCUGGUUGAUUCGCAAUCACCAUGGAUUACGAUGGGAAGACGGAAACGUGUCGUACAGCAAGGUGAAGCGUUUAAUUACAUCAGCGGUGCUCGGAAGCAACGGCGGCAACAGCGGCAGCAGACGUAUGAAUUAUUGCGUGCCGAUUCCCGAUGUUGAAACUCCAACGUGUGAAAACAACAUUUCGUUGGAUCGUCGCGCGGUUCGUAUACUCAGCAGACGAUACGCGCUGACAGCUACGGAAUACAAAUUCCUCGAAAUUGGUAUCAACGUGGGUCCACCGAGCUACGUGGAGAUCGCCAUUGGAGAUCCUCGCCGAGGAAAGGAACUGCUGUUGUCUCUCGAAACGUGGAAGGCGCUAUACGAGCAACGGCAAAAUAUUCAGAAUUUCUUUCGCAAUGACUUCAAAGAUAUCCAUAGUUUUAUAAACGUUGGACCGCUAACGGUGAGAGUUUGUACGGUUAAUAACAUCAAACUCAUACGUCUCGAAUCUGCAAAUGUAUGCUUGAGAAUGACCGAAUCGACGUUGCAUCGUAUGUUCGAUCUCGAUCGGUGCAUCGAUGCGAGAUUCAAUCAUUUGAUCAGAAUACUUGCGACGGUCGAUGCAAAGUUUGCGCAGUUCUCCGAUAUCGCGUCCACUGCGAAGGAUCCCAAGGAAGCGUCGAAUGUAAUAUACGCUAGCGAUGCGUUCAAUACGAAUCAGAUCAUCGAUUGUGAGCUCGCAGCUUUAGUUUUUAGCACGUAA